AGUUACAUCCCUACAACACCUCCAGUAGUCUCUGAAGAUACGGACGAGAAAGGAAGCUCGCAAACUGCAAUUGAAGCUCCGAAAUUGGCUGCAAAGCGAAUUCAUGGACACCACCGCUACCAACGCCGAUGGUGAAGAGAUCGAAGUCAUAGUGCCGCACUGGCUGGGUGACAUUUUCAGACUUGACACGACUGACAAAAUGUUGGCGGCACUGAUGCUGAUGGUGGUGAGAACGAGAGAUCGAUCUGAAGGGACUGUGGGAGAGAAGCUUUAGGGUUCUGGGAAAUGGAACUGAGAUAGGGAGACUUCUGCAGAGCGUUUGGAUGGUGGGAGAAGGGAGCUUCCGGGUGGUGAGAGAAGUUGUGGUUAAAAAGGGGAGGGGAAGCUAGAAGGUGAGAGUGAGCCACAGAAGAAGGGGAGGGAAAGCUUAGCCGUAGAACUGCAGAACAGAAGGUGAGACUAUUAGAGUAAAUGAGUGAUGAGAAG
Messenger RNA from Rubroshorea leprosula, 486 nucleotides. The record is from the annotation of a GenBank genome assembly. NCBI's taxonomy places the organism in Eukaryota, Viridiplantae, Streptophyta, Magnoliopsida, Malvales, Dipterocarpaceae.